ACACUGUAUAAAUGAAAGGACAGUAAGGAGAGCAGAACAAACUCCUAACAGGAGGAGACUCACUCAUGGCCUAUGAGACAGAGAAACAUGAGACUCAAUACUGCUUUCCUGCCAUCAACUCAUCAUGUAUCAAGGGAAAACGCUCCAGACAUGAAUACAAUAUCAUGUAUGUGUUUUUUUCAUUGCUGUCAGCAUGGACUGUGUUUGUGAACCUGCUGGUGAUCAUCUCCAUCUCUCACUUCAAGAAGCUUCACACUCCAACCAACCUGAUCAUUCUCUCUCUGGCUGUGGCUGACCUGCUUGUUGGACUUAUUGUGAUGCCCAUAGAAGCCAUUAUGCUGAUUGAGAAGUGCUGGUACUUUGGCAAAACUGCCUGUGGACUGUUCACUAUGACCCUUGGUCUGAUUAUCUCAGCAUCUCUCAGUAAUUCAGUAUUAAUUGCGAUUGAUCGUUAUGUGGCUGUGUGUCACCCUUUACAGUACCCACAGAAAAUAACAAUAACUAAAACCAUAAUGACCAUCUGUCUUUGUUGGUUUUGCUCUUCAGGUUAUAGCACUGCCCUGUCAAGCAGCAAUGGACGUUUUGACACAUCACACGAAACAGAUGCAUGUUAUGGUGUGUGUUCUGUCAUGAUAAGUUUUACAUGGAUAGUCACUGAUCUGUUCAUAUCCUUGCUGUUUCCUUGUACCCUGAUCAUAACUUUAUAUUUGAGGAUAUUUUAUGUUGUACAUCAUCAAGUGAAAGUAAUAAACUCUCUGAUGAAGGGUGGUAAAUGUGUAAUGGAAGGUUCAGUGAGGAGGAAAUCUGAGAGCAAAGCUGCUCUGACAUUAGGAAUCAUUGUGGCAAUUCAUAUUCUCUGCUGGUUACCUCUCUAUAUUUUUUCUCUUGCAGGGAAUACAGUAAUUUCCUCUGUAAUAGUGAAUGUUAUAACAUGGGUCUUCUAUAUUAACUCAGGCCUGAAUCCUCUAAUCUAUGCUUUAUUUUACCCUUGGUUUAGAAGGUCAGUUAAACACAUCCUAUCACUUAAGAUAUUUCAGUCAGCAUCAUCUUUGGUGGACAUUUUUACAAAUUAUCAUUCAUGAGUGCUGUAUUUCACAGUGUAUUUGUGUUUGGUAAAGCUCACUUUCAAGCUGCACCCUUUGAUAUAAGGCACCAUGAACAAUAUUACAUAUUACAUUUUAUGUUGUGGUAAGAACUGUAAAUUGUGUAAUUGUGGCUAAUUUCUAACAAUGUAUAUGGACACUUUGCAGUGUCUCUAUAAAGGAUGAGUUUUAUAACAUGAAAAAACAACAGCUCUGCUGAUGUGGAUGUGCUUGGCACAAAGAAAAAAAAAAAACAUCAAACAAAAGAACGGUAACAAUUGAGCUGCAUUUUCCCUAAGAUUUAUUCAAAAUGUGCAGUUUUAGAUUUCAGCCUCAAGACAAAUAUGUCAAAAUGAGCAAAACAGCCCUCCUAUGCAACUUCUGAUGAAAGGACAGAUUAAUAGUUUGUUAAUAAACCUUAACCCAGGCCCUCUAAACAAGUCAUAUUCAAUAAUAAUAAUAAUAAUAAUAAUACAUACAUACAUACAUACAUACAUACUUUUUCACCCAAUAAAAUGAACUAUCACACAGUUAUUUGAAUAGAAGUUUCAUUAGUAAAUCAUUAUUUUGAGUUAGAUCAGUGCAUCAGUUGAUGUAGAAUCCUCUUUAAUUGAUAUUUUUACAGAUUAUUCAUGAUUUUUUUGUCCAGGGUUGAUUUUUUUUUUUCAGCUGAUAAAGCACAAACUAAAGUGUAUUUCUGUCAUCUCUGUUUGUAAAGUGGAUGUGAACACA
Megalobrama amblycephala (Wuchang bream) is the source of this 1814-nucleotide messenger RNA. RefSeq names its product trace amine-associated receptor 13c-like. Lineage: Eukaryota; Metazoa; Chordata; Actinopteri; Cypriniformes; Xenocyprididae. Gene Ontology annotation, biological process: G protein-coupled receptor signaling pathway. The record is from RefSeq and is a predicted model, not a curated record. Bases 66 to 1082 code for a protein of 338 amino acids. The transcript has a single exon. Gene Ontology annotation, molecular function: trace-amine receptor activity. Gene Ontology annotation, cellular component: membrane.